Apiotrichum porosum is the source of this 1281-nucleotide messenger RNA. RefSeq lists its product as uncharacterized. Gene Ontology annotation, biological process: vesicle-mediated transport; vesicle fusion; intracellular protein transport. The record is from RefSeq and is a predicted model, not a curated record. Bases 1 to 1281 code for a protein of 426 amino acids. Gene Ontology annotation, cellular component: endomembrane system; SNARE complex; membrane. Gene Ontology annotation, molecular function: SNAP receptor activity; SNARE binding. The transcript has 6 exons. Lineage: Eukaryota; Fungi; Basidiomycota; Tremellomycetes; Trichosporonales; Trichosporonaceae.
AUGGCAAGUCCAUACCUGCCAAGCGCGUCCUCGUCAAAGGCAGCAGCCGACGCGCCUGUCACUCGCUCUCGAACACUAUUCUAUCUUUCGGUCCGCGACAGCAGCAGCUUCUCACGACCCAGCGCCCGAGGCGGUAUCGGUUCGGUAGCGCAGUAUGGCGACACGGUCGAUGUGGACGACGAUGAACGUGGUGGUCUUCUCGGACGCGCGCCCUCCCACCGCGUGGAUAUGGAACAUGGCCUGCCGCCAAAAUGGGUGGACAUCAACGACGAGGUGGAGGACAUUCUCGAGCGAAUGAAUGGCAAAGUGGCAACACUUGAGAGGCUGUGCAACAAGCAUGUCAUGCCCGGAUUCACAGAUCGAAGUGCCGAGGAGCGCGAGAUUGAACGUCAGACGGCUGAUAUCACGAGGGAUUUCCGACGGUGCUCGACGCUCGUCACGUCAAUUACGCCAGACCGCGGUGCUGCGCGCGUAGAGGUCCUUACAGCCAAGAACGUGCAGCGCGGCCUGGCACAAAAGGUGCAAGAGGCAUCGGCCCAGUUCCGCAAGAAACAAAAGGUGUACAUGCAAAAGCUGCAGGGCCACGCCAUUAAGAACAAGGACCUGUUGGCGGCCAGCGGCGCCAUCAAGCUGAGUGGGACGGACUCGUACGACGCGUUGGAAGAGGACGAAGAGGCGUCGCGCACCCAAUUGCAAUCUCAAACGGACAUUGGACUGGACAUUGAAGAACGAACUCGGGAAAUCACCCAGAUCGCGUCGUCGAUCUCUGAACUCGCCGACCUGUUCCGCGACCUCGGCUCACUCGUAGUCGAGCAAGGAACCAUCCUCGACUCGGUCGAGUACAACAUCCAAGAAACGAGCAAGGCAGUCGAGGGUGCCGUCGAAGAACUCGUGGUCGCCAAACGAUAUCAGAGCAAUUCAGGCAAGAGGCGGUGUAUCCUCCUGCUCGUCUUGAUCAUUGUCGGCCUCGUCAUCGUCCUCAUCUACAAGCCACGAAAACGGGGUGACUCCAGUUUGGGAGAGGGUACAAGUGGAACCGAGGGGGUUGCCGACCCCAGUGCGGCGGUGCUCGCUCAAGUCGGUACCGAGUCGGCUGUGACGACAACAACAAAGGGCGUAUACCAACGUCCCCCGUGGCGGCCGGGUGCCCUCCACCCCACAGCUGGCGGCGCACCUCGCCCUAUGCUGGGCGCUCCGCCUGUGGCUACUGCAGCAGGGUUCGCGGACCCACCUACGAUGGAUGAGGAUGAGGGGAAUGGCAAGGCUGAGGGUACGUGGUGA